CCCCCCGGCACGUGCGGGCACUGCGGCUCCUCGGCGGCGCCGUUCCCGCACCGCACGGCGCACGGGCAGCCCGGGGCGGCGCAGGCCCGGCGAGGCCCGUCCCGCCGGGGAGGGGCCGGCCCUGCCCCCGGUGCCCGUGCGCUGCCCCGGUGCGGCCCGGCGGCGCUGCGCUGCGCUCCGCGGCGGGAGCAGGCGGGGAGCGAGCGGGCGUUGCUGCCCACCGCCCCGCACCGCACCGCAGCCAUGGCACCCCGGAUAAGAUUGAGCCUUUCAAAGCCUCUCCCAACUAUACGCGAAACCCACGAGGAAGCGAUGGAAGAUUCAACCAGCAACGCGAAGCGCACAAGCACUGCGGCCAGCCCAGACUCGUACUCCAGCGAUGACUACAUUCAAUCCAUCUGCCACCUUGCCAGGCCCACCUUCGCAGGCCUUCCUGAGAGCAGCCGUAAGGUUCAGGACAGAAAGACCCUGAAGAACCUUGAAGAUGUGUGGUGGUCUCCAUCCCGUGGGGGGAUGCAGCAGGAGACAUCAAAAUGUAAAUUGACCGAUUUAAUUUCAAACGUGGUGCCGCUGGGAAAAGCCAUGCCUGCAGAAGGUGACUUCUGGCCCAGAGAGGACCCCCUGGCACAGAUCUACACCUGUGCGGGGAAGCUCUGCUCCUCCAAGGCUUUAUUGAAUGGUAAAAGCUCCAGCACUGCUUACUCACGGUGCAACUCUUCUUCCCCAAACAGUGAGCUUCAUCCCCCAACCAUGAAAGAAAAAGCCACAGAGAAACCCAAUUUUCCACGGGUGUUCAGUUUUCCGAGUCUUCCCUCCCCAAGAUCAGUGCAGAAAGAAGCAGUCUGCUCAGAGCUGAGGUACCUCAGAAGAGAAGAGGGAACAGUUUUAGGGAAUAACCACAGACAGAAAGAAAACGGCCCCGUGUUCGAUAAUGGUGGUGAGCUAUCGGCAUUUUCAGCCAGAGGGAAGCUGGUAGGAAACCCAGCCUUGCGCUGCUCUGUGAGAAGGCAGUCUUCUUUGUUCAACACAGCAGGCACCGAUGAAAAAGAAGGGAGAGAAACUUCUCACUGUGACAAAAAUGUAAUGGGUGAUGUCCCCGCUAAGCAGAGAUACUCGGAGUGUUUCCAGGUACCUAAAAAAGCCAUGCUCCAUAGCUGGAUUUCAGAGCACAGAUGCAUUUGGAAAGAAGCAAAGGUAAAAGCUUGCUUGCUCCCAGCCAUUGCUGAAGUGUAAAGAAGUGACCGGUCAGAAUAAUUUCAUUCACAAUAUACAACCACCCUGUGCUCUAGAAGCUCUCCCUGGAGUCCUUACACAGAAAACGGCUUGAAUGUGCAUGUAAGUCAGGCAGACUUUUGUUACCCAUCAUAUCCCAUCAGUGGGCAAAGGGACAACUCCAAGCCACAUCCACUAAAGAAACAGCCGUUAGUUCUCAUUUUGGAAAGACAAGAGUUCAUCAAGCAUCUCCCCCAGCCUCUUACUCAGAACUGCCCUGAGCAUGGAGAAAAGCUAGAGAGGGUACAAACCCCAUCUGGAGAAGCUCUGGAGAAGAAGUGGUCUGCUGGAACAUCAAACUGCUGCUGUUUCCCAGCAAAUGCCAAACAGCCAGGUGUUCCUUGCACUUGGGGACAGUUAUUCUGAAAGCAACGUUUUGGCCACUGCUGGACAGCCCUGACUGCGCUCUCUGACACACACGGGUACCAGCAGACCCGUGAGAGAUCCCUGCGCCGACACCAGAAUACCCCUGGCUAGGUCACCUCUUAGUGCAGUAGCAUAGAGAAAUAUUUUUUU
Falco peregrinus (peregrine falcon) is the source of this 1788-nucleotide messenger RNA. RefSeq lists its product as uncharacterized. The coding region runs from base 244 to 1233 and encodes 329 amino acids. The record is from RefSeq and is a predicted model, not a curated record. The transcript is spliced from 2 exons. Gene Ontology annotation, cellular component: mitochondrion. NCBI's taxonomy places the organism in Eukaryota, Metazoa, Chordata, Aves, Falconiformes, Falconidae. Gene Ontology annotation, biological process: regulation of autophagy.